AAGGUAACAGGAGGCCGAGACCAGCCGAAAGACUAUAAAAGCUCGUAUAAACAGCCAGACUUUCAGUAGCAAACAAACUCUUGCUGCACCUGAAACUCUGAAAUAGUAGCUGAUUACUUGAGUGCGUAACGGGAAUGGCUUUGAGCACGUUAGUAGCGACUUUCCUGUGCACCAUUGUGCUUCCUAUCCUGCUCUUUUUAGUGGCGGUGAAACUCUGGGAAGUUUACAUGAUUCGAGGGCGCGAUCCCACUUGUCGCAGCCCGCUUCCUCCUGGUUCAAUGGGGUUACCUUUCAUUGGAGAGACGCUGCAACUGAUCCUCCAGAGGAGGAAAUUCCUUCGUAUGAAGCGCCAGAAGUAUGGCUGCAUAUACAGGACGCAUCUCUUUGGCAACCCCACCGUGCGCGUAAUGGGAGCCGAUAACGUCAGACAAAUUCUGCUGGGAGAACAUAAACUGGUGGCCGUGCAGUGGCCGGCGUCUGUACGGACCAUUCUUGGAUCGGACACACUCUCCAACGUCCACGGGACACAGCACAAAAACAAGAAAAAGGCAAUAAUGCGAGCAUUCUCCCGGGAUGCCCUUGAACACUACAUCCCGGUGAUUCAGGAGGAGGUGCGGAGUGCCGUGAAAGAAUGGCUGGAGAGUGACUCGUGCGUGCUGGUUUACCCAGAGAUGAAGCGCCUCAUGUUCCGUAUCGCGAUGAGGAUUCUCCUUGGUUUCGACCCAGAUCAGAUCAAGACCGACGAACACGAACUGGUCGAAGCCUUUGAAGAAAUGAUCAAGAACCUGUUCUCCCUCCCAAUUGAUGUCCCUUUCAGUGGUCUAUAUCGGGGACUGAAAGCUCGUAACUUCAUCCAUUCUAAGAUCGAGGAGAACAUCAAGAAGAAGAUCCGGGAUUCCGACCAGGAGAAAAAGCACAGAGAUGCGCUGCAGCAGUUAAUGGACAGCAGCAGAAAGAACGGCGAGCCGUUUAGCAUGCAGGCGAUAAAGGAGUCUGCCACAGAGCUGUUGUUUGGAGGUCAUGAGACCACAGCCAGCACAGCCACCUCUCUGGUCAUGUUCCUGGGACUGAACCCUGAUGUAGUCCGAAAGCUUCGACAAGAACUGCAGGAAAUGGAAGAGCAGGGUGUGGACCUGCAGGGCCAGAGUCUUAACAUUGAGGUUCUGGAGCAGCUCAAGUACACCGGCUGUGUCAUCAAGGAGACCCUCAGGAUCAAUCCCCCUGUACCAGGAGGCUUCAGAGUUGCCCUCAAGACAUUUGAACUCAAUGGAUACCAGAUUCCAAAAGGCUGGAAUGUCAUCUACAGCAUCUGCGACACACAUGACGUGGCUGACGUGUUUCCCAACAAAGAAGAGUUCCAGCCUGAGAGAUUCAUGGCCAAGCCCUCGGAGAACUCCUCCAGGUUCUCCUACAUCCCCUUCGGCGGGGGUUCCAGGAUGUGUGUGGGGAAGGAGUUUGCCAAGGUGCUCCUCAAGAUCUUCUUGGUGGAGCUCACCCUGCAGAGCGACUGGACUCUCCUAAACGGCCCCCCCACCAUGAAGACAGGACCCACCGUCUACCCCGUCGAUAACCUCCCCACCAAGUUCAGCCACUACAGUCGCAACUAAGCCAUGGGUCUCGAGAGACUAAAUCUGAUGUAGAUGUUGUAAAUAUUGUAUGGAUAUUUGUACGUGUUGUAGAUGAAAUAUACAUAUAUAUAUAUAUAUAUAUAUAUCGUUUUGUAUUUGCAUAUGUUAAUAUUAUAGAGUUGUGUAUAUAUCAUUUUUUUUAAACAAGAAGCACUGCACACUGAGAUGGAACACUUUAAUAUGGUCAAGGUGUCUAUGUGAUGUACAUUUGAAUGUAGAUUUGUUAUAUAGCUUUUUGUAUCUUACUGCAACUUAUUUAAAUCACACAUAAUUAUACA
Molecule: messenger RNA, 1906 nt
Organism: Hypomesus transpacificus
Lineage: Eukaryota; Metazoa; Chordata; Actinopteri; Osmeriformes; Osmeridae
Gene: cyp26a1
Product: cytochrome P450 26A1
Exons: 7
Coding region: 135-1607 (490 amino acids)
Biological process (GO): sterol metabolic process
Molecular function (GO): monooxygenase activity; heme binding; oxidoreductase activity, acting on paired donors, with incorporation or reduction of molecular oxygen
Source: RefSeq, a predicted model, not a curated record